Molecule: messenger RNA, 578 nt
Organism: Monosiga brevicollis MX1
Lineage: Eukaryota; Choanoflagellata; Craspedida; Salpingoecidae
Exons: 5
Source: RefSeq, a predicted model, not a curated record
CGAUUUUGGCGCUGGCGCGAAGAGAAGAUGGCUGCCGAGGAGGCGGGCGGGGCAAGACCGUGUAUUGUGUUGUUCAAAGAGGCGGAUCAGCGCUACGCCGAGGCGCUCGCUGCCGUGCCAACGACAGAGGUCGAGUUUUGGCCACUGCUCCAGACGCAGUUUCUUCCGCCGAGAUGAGCUGCCGUUAGCCCUGAAAGCCGCUGACAUACCCUUUGCCGAGUACACUGUCUACGACGCUGCACCUUCUGCUGAGCGGGCCCAAGCGUUUUGGGCUGCACACCUACCAGCUUGGACUGCAUUUCCCAAUCCGCAGCCAGUGCAGCUUGUAGUCUUCAGUCCGGCUGGCGCCCUCGCACUCCUGGCAGCAGCCCCGGCAGAUGCCGCCAAGCUUCCCAUGACUCUUGUUGCCCUGGGACCCACCACUGCCGCUGCAUUGCGAGACCAUUGUGAACGAACAAACCUGUCUUGGCGCAUUUUUCAAAGCACCAAGCCCAACCCUGCGGCUCUCUGCGAGACUCUGCGACAAGCAGCUCGUGCGACAGGGUCAAACUACGGGACAACUGAUGCAGGCAUCGACG